Triticum aestivum (bread wheat) is the source of this 1973-nucleotide messenger RNA. RefSeq names its product probable serine/threonine-protein kinase abkC. NCBI's taxonomy places the organism in Eukaryota, Viridiplantae, Streptophyta, Magnoliopsida, Poales, Poaceae. The record is from RefSeq and is a predicted model, not a curated record. The transcript has 4 exons. Bases 896 to 1717 code for a protein of 273 amino acids.
AAAAAAAAAAAACCCCUACCUGCUCGCUCCCUCAAUCCCUAGCUAUCCCUAGGUCAUCUCCCCGUCUCCAACCACCGCAGACGCCGCCGGACCCCAAUGGACGCCGCCGCCGCCGCCGCCACCGAUCCCCGCGGGCGCCUCAGCCGUCGCCUCCGAUCAUGGCCGCCUCUAGGGUUUCCCUGCCCUCGCCAUGGUGAUCCUCCCCGCGCCGUCCAACGGUUCCACCAUGUCGGUUCCCUUGAUUCGCCGGAGCAGGGUUCCCCGCCGCCCUCGAGGCGCCCUCUGGAGGAGAUCGUCGUGAUGUCGAGGUUUCUGCAAUUAGGGAAGAGCGACAGGAAAAUUGCUCAGGCUGUAUUGGUCAACUCGUAGCCCGGGAAUUCAGGUUGCGCAGAACAUUGUGCCGAGCUUUGCGGCAGGUUUGGCCUAUAAGAGCAGGGCAUUCUUGCACCAGGGAGUCCACAAUGGACCGGGCACCUCGCACAUGCUCGGGCGAGCAAAGGAGAGCCUAUACUGGAGCCUUGGUGACAGAAACGUUUCUGUUCUCUCGUCAUGAAGACGGAAUGCAUUUCAUGGCCAGCUUGCUUGGAAGCAACUCAUGGCAAUGGGUGCUUGAGUACCAAAAGCAUCUCCACAAUUUGCUUGGAAGCAGCUCAUGUCAACGGGUUCUGCUGUAUCAAAAGCAUCUCCGCUUUUAAGUAGAGAUGCUUGUGCCGUUACCCUGACUGCCACUAGAUAUAAGUUAGUUCCUUACCACGUCGCUUUUGUAGCUGGAAAGUUGAUGCUAGGUGAGAAGAGCUUUGCAGAUGGCGAGUACGUCCCAAUAUGAGAGAAUAUUUACUCGCGAGCUCAGGACAGCCGUAUUUAUGUCACCACAUUGAUAUUCUCAGCAGUAGAGAUGGUUAUCAUAAUCCUCAGAUCAAUAUAUCUGGUCUUGUUUACUCCCAGUAUACUGAUGGCACCAUUUGCGGAUACUCUUGGCAGUAAGUAUAGGAAAACAUGGCUCCGUCUUGUGCAUCGUACUUUGGAGAAGGCAGGUCCUGCAUUUAUUAAAUGGGGCCAGUGGGUGGCGACACGUCCUGAUCUAUUUGCAAACGACCUGUGUACCGAGUUGUCAAAGCUACACACAAAAGCACCAGCUCACAGCUAUGCAUAUACCAAGAAAACUGUCGAGAAGGCUUUUGGUCGAAAGAUAUCUGAAAUUUUUGAGAAAUUUGAAGAAGAACCUGUAGCAUCUGGAAGUGUUGCUCAAGUGCACCGGGCUGCUUUGAAAUUCCGACAUCCUGGCCAAAAGACGCCAAAGAUUAUAACAGUCGCAGUUAAAGUAAGACAUCCUGGUGUAGGAGACUCAAUACGGAGAGAUUUCAGUAUAAUUAAUGCUGUAGCUAAAGCUUCAAGAUAUAUUCUAGAUGAGAGUGUGCAACAGUUUGCUGUCUUCAUGAUGUCUCAAGUUGACCUUGCAAGGGAAGCUGCUCAUUUGAGCCGGUUUAUCUACAACUUCCGCAGGUGGAAAGAUGUGUCAUUUUCGAAACCUCUUUAUCCAUUUGUUCAUCCUGCUGUCUUGGUCGAGACUUACGAGCUUGGGGAGAGCGGCUCACACUAUGUGGAUGACCACGAUGGAGAGGAACGAGUUAAAAGUGCUCUUGCACAUAUUGGCACUCAUGCACUCUUGAAAAUGCUACUGUUAGCAGAAUCGUCUCUGCAGCAGAGAAUUAAUUGAGAAUAUAUGGUUUACGAAAACUGAACAAUUGACGCCGCCGCCACCACCGAUCCCCGCGGAUGCCUCAGCCGUCGCCGGACCCCAAUGGACGACGUUGACGCCGCCGCCGCCACCGAUCCCCGCGGACGCCGCAGACGCCGCCGACCAGUGUAGAGCGCGGUCACGUUCUCCGCGCGGCCAUAUGGACCAUCGCUUCGCCUGAGGUCGCCUAUCAUGGCUGCCACCUGCGUCGGCAGGAACGACUCCCCGAUGGCAC